UAUAUAUGUUCCUUUCAAUUAUCAUGCAAUCAUCAUUAUUAUACAACACAAAAGAACUGUUUUUUAUUUAAAAAGCACACACAGACAUUACACUAUGUUAGUCAUCAAAAUCCCUUCAGAAUGAACAUAAAAAGUUUAUAUCCAGUUCUUUCAUAUUUUUUCUUCCUAUUUCUCAUUAUAGGUUGUAACGCCGCUGGUGAUUUUUCUGAGAAAGUAAUGAGAGAUAAUAUGGAGCAAUGUGUACAUUCUAGCGGUGUCUCUGCAGAAGAUAUAAAAAAUCUGGAAAAGUUGACUACACCAAAUCAUAAUCAAAACUGUUUCGCAAAAUGUUUGGUAGAAAAAUUGGGAUUUAUAACUCCGAGUGGUGACAUAGAUAUGGACAAAGUAAAAAAAGAAGACGAGCUUCACGAACUAUCCCCAGAAUUAAUGAAAUGUCUUGGAGAAGUAGGGAAGAUACAAGGAUGUGACGAUAUGCUAAAAGUUUUCGAAUGUAAACAAAAAUACAUGUAAGACAGAUUUCAUAUUCUUUACUACUGGGUAUAUUAAUAAGAUAAAUACAGUUUACAUAA
This is a messenger RNA of Sitophilus oryzae (rice weevil), 569 nucleotides long. RefSeq lists its product as uncharacterized. The transcript is spliced from 3 exons. Bases 121 to 510 code for a protein of 129 amino acids. Gene Ontology annotation, molecular function: odorant binding. NCBI's taxonomy places the organism in Eukaryota, Metazoa, Arthropoda, Insecta, Coleoptera, Curculionidae. The record is from RefSeq and is a predicted model, not a curated record. Gene Ontology annotation, biological process: sensory perception of smell.